CCAAUGAGUAUUGGAUGUUGAUUUAUCAUUUGUGUGAUAGGUGUACGGAAAAGACAAAGCACCGAAAGAAAGGGUCUAUGUCAGACUACAGUCCCAAGUGAGAAAAACAAAAGUGAAUGUGAAUUUGAACAUACCAUACUUACAACUACUGUGUCUGUCUUUCUUUCUUUGAAUACUGUGCCAAAACCCCCAACCCAGAUAACUUCUCAUAAGUACACAACACAAGAGAAUAGAUGGAGGGUGGAAAAAAAUCACACGAACAAGAGCAAGCUGGUCCAUCUUCUGCUAUUGACAAAACCACUGAAAAACCCACUCACACUUUUCAUGUUGCUAGUGAAGACGAGGAAGACGAAGGACAAGUCUUUGUUCCUAGUCCUCUUCUUUCUCUCAAGGAACAGAUUGAGAAAGACAAGGAGGAUGAAAGCCUAAGGAGGUGGAAGGAGAAGCUUUUGGGUUCCUUGGAAAGUGAUUUAGAUGAUCAAUUGGAACCUGAAGUAAAAUUCCACUCCAUUGGAAUUCUGUCUGAGGAUUUCGGUGAAAUCGUUACUCCUUUACCUGUGGAAGAACAUCAGAACAGCCGUAUGCUAUUCACUCUAAGGGAGGGAUCUCGCUAUCAGCUUAAGCUACAAUUUAGUGUGAUGCACAACCUUGUCUCUGGCUUGACUUACUCCAACACAGUGUGGAAAGGGGGGCUUCAAGUUGAUCAGAGUAAAGGAAUGUUGGGUACUUUUGCUCCCCAAAAGGGUCCAUAUGUAUAUGCCUUGAAAGAAGACACCACUCCCGCUGGUGCACUUGCAAGGGGUGUUUACUCUGCAAAACUUAAGUUUGAAGAUGAUGACAAAAGGUGUCAUAUGGAACUCAAAUAUUUGUUCGAGAUUAAAAAAAGCGGCUAGUCCCCCAGUUUUCUGUCACAUUGUUUUUUAUUCAUGAUUGUAUCGUUCUCGUGAAAUUCUUGAUUCUAUUUUGAACAUAAUUGUCUGAUCUGAUGAUGUUACUUUGUUUACUAAUACACAAAAGAUGGUUCCAUUGUGAAUUUGUGAUGACUUAUUGUAAGAACCAAAAAAUGACCAUUGAGCAUUUGUACUACACAUGGCAGAAAAGUUCCUCUUUAAAAUAUUUAUGAAA
Medicago truncatula (barrel medic) is the source of this 1125-nucleotide messenger RNA. Its product is annotated as rho GDP-dissociation inhibitor 1. The record is from RefSeq and is a predicted model, not a curated record. Gene Ontology annotation, molecular function: protein binding; Rho GDP-dissociation inhibitor activity. Bases 234 to 893 code for a protein of 219 amino acids. Lineage: Eukaryota; Viridiplantae; Streptophyta; Magnoliopsida; Fabales; Fabaceae. Gene Ontology annotation, cellular component: cytosol; membrane; cytoplasm. Gene Ontology annotation, biological process: Rho protein signal transduction. The transcript has 5 exons.